Molecule: messenger RNA, 828 nt
Organism: Suhomyces tanzawaensis NRRL Y-17324
Lineage: Eukaryota; Fungi; Ascomycota; Pichiomycetes; Serinales; Debaryomycetaceae
Product: endonuclease
Exons: 2
Biological process (GO): double-strand break repair via homologous recombination
Cellular component (GO): Slx1-Slx4 complex
Molecular function (GO): crossover junction DNA endonuclease activity; 5'-flap endonuclease activity
Source: RefSeq, a predicted model, not a curated record
GUACACGUGAUCCCCCGGUUCUAUGCAGUCUACCUUCUCCAGUCCAUUCCCAGGCCCCAGUCGUUCUAUGUGGGGUCCACCCCCAAUCCCGUCCGCCGUUUGCGACAGCACAACGGCGAGUUAGCAGCCGGCGCAUUCCGGACCAAAAGGAACGGCGCCAGGCCGUGGCGGAUGGCGGCAGUGGUGCACAGCUUUCCGUCUAAAGUGGCUGCCCUCCAGUUCGAGCACGCAUUGCAACAUCCUCACCAGACCCGCCACAUAGCGCCAGGGAAGAGAGUGACCACCUCGCGGCUGGCAGGAGGUUCGCUCCACCACCGCCUCGCCAACAUCCGCUUGCUCGUGGCAGCGCCGUUCUUCCGCCGCAUGAGCCUCCUGGUGGCGGUGUUGCACCCACCGGUGUUUGACGCCUGGCAGCUAAAUAAGUUUGCAUCGCCUGAGGCAUCCGAGUCCACCUGGGGCUUGUUUGUCCAGGCGCAAGACUGCCGGUUGCAGGCAGCCAAGUCGGUGAUUUUGGCGCUGUCGCCCUCAUGUGCGGUUUGUGCCAGAUUGAUCGACUACAUUCCCGAUCAUGUCCCAAAUCUAGACACUCGCGAUCGGUUAAACGCCUAUUUGGCGAGGAACAUGCCGCUUAUCGCAGUGUGCCGCCUGGACGCAUGCCGGCUGACGAGCCACUUGUCUUGCUUAGCCAAACAGCAGUUGGAGGGCUCCAGUGACGGCCAAAUAAUCCCUGUGACUGUCGAUUGUGCCAGCUGCAAAACGCCGAUGAGGUGGACGGAGCUAGUCCACACUGCCACCCACUUGCGGUACUACGCGCUAUGGGACCAUCUU